AUGGCAUGUCGACAUGGCAGCCAGCAGCGGAGGCGUGGGAGUCGACAGAGGGUUGUCGACGGACCUUUUAACGUCCUGAUGCGGACCCGAUGGACCUGCUGACACAUCUGGACGUUUCGCCGGAGUCAUCGUGUUUUAAGCCAACACCAGCCCACUAGUCAAAACCACCACCGCCAUCAUGCCUGGUGAGGAUAAACCACCACAACAACAGACCCGCCAGAGGAAAAAGAACAAAAAGUCCCGCUCCAAGGGGAAGAGCUCAGGUGCCCCUCUUGGAGGUGCCGUGGACGGCCAAGAUGACCUCCUCUUAUCCCCGGUGCUCCAGCCUAAAAAGCAGGCGGAGGAGAAGCCGAAAGUGGCCGUCGCCAAAGUGGAGGAAGAGUCAUCCAUUGCUAUCUGUCUUCAGGUGCUUUUCCCCUACCUGCUGGCCGGGAUGGGCAUGGUGAUGGCCGGCAUGGUGCUGGACGACGUACAACACUGGAAAGUGUUUAAGGUGAUUACAGAGGUGUUCAUCCUGGUGCCUGCGCUGGUUGGACUCAAAGGAAACCUGGAGAUGACCCUGGCUGCUCGCCUCUCCACUGCGGCCAACACGGGACAAAUGGACGACCCCGAUAAACAAUGGACCAUGGUGUGCAGCAAUCUGGCACUGAUACAGGUCCAGGCGACGGUGGUGGGUUUCCUUGCGGCCGUGGCUGCCGUGUGUUUGGGGUCGUUUUCCAGAGGGGGCAUUGAACUGGACCAGGCGGCUGUCCUCUGUGCCAGCAGCAUCACCACUGCCUUCGUCGCCGCUCUGUCCUUAGGCCUGGUGAUGAUCGGAGUGAUCAUCGGCUCCAGGAAGGUGGGCAUCAACCCCGACAACGUGGCCACGCCCAUCGCUGCCAGCCUGGGCGAUUUGAUCACCCUGUCCCUGCUGGCCGGGGUCAGCAGCACGCUCUAUGAGUAUAUCGAUAUCUGGUACCUGUCCCCCCUGGUGUGUCUGCUCUUCCUGGCUCUGAUCCCGCUGUGGGUGCUGGUGGCCCGACGGAGCCCUCAGAUCAGGGAGGUCCUCCGCUCCGGGUGGCAGCCUGUUAUAGUAGCCAUGUCCAUUAGCAGUUUCGGAGGCCUUAUACUGGACAGGACAGUGAGCGAUCCCAACUUUAAGGGCAUGGCUGUCUUCACACCUGUCAUCAACGGAGUGGGUGGUAACUUGGUGGCCAUCCAGGCCAGUAGGAUCUCAACCUACCUGCACUUCUGGAGCCUCCCGGGAGUGCUGCCCUACAAGAUGAGGCAGCACUGGCCCAACCCCUGCAUCACCUUCUUCUCCUCAGGGGUGAACUCCAAGUCGGCGCGGGUGCUCCUGAUGCUGGUUGUCCCCGGUCACAUGGUCUUCCUCUACGCCAUCUCUCUGCUGCAGGGAGAGGAGGCGCCUAUCACUGUAGCCUUCUCCAUCUGCUACCUGUGUGCUGCUCUGCUGCAGGUGGCCAUCCUCCUUUACUUUGCCGACCUCAUCAUCCGUGUGAUGUGGAGACGGAGCCUGGACCCUGACAACUUCUCCAUCCCCUACCUGACCGCCCUGGGGGACCUGCUGGGCACCGGCUUUCUGGCCCUCUGCUUCCGCUGCGUCUCGCUGGUUCAGAGCCUGGGUCUCUGAAUGAUUCCCCCAUACCCAAGAACUCUUAGCCAGACACCAUUUUUACUGCAUUCACAUGGAGAUGCUUUUGAUUGGACAAUAAAGCAUUUUCUGAUGAUUAUCACUGGGCCAGUUCACACCGGGGAAUCUGUUCUCUGUAACUAAAUCAAACCUUUACAAUGACAGAGAAGCGGCAAAGGUGACACCCACUCAUUUACAGCCAUCCAUCUGGGCGAAAGGAACGCGUCCAGCCAACCUUAUUCUUUUAUUUGAGGGCAAAAGACUUUAAAGUAUGUUGGGGUUGUAGUUCUCUGUUUUGUUUUUGUAAUCAUUCCUCUUUAUCUGUCUUUUAGUUUUCCUGCAUAACUUCGUGUGAGUUUGGCGGCUCUGCGUUCACCUCGUCAUCCCUUCAGCUUCAUCAGAGGAAUUAUAGCAGCUUCACAUCACAGCAGGAAUACUGAACAACUGGGCCGUUAGUGGACAUUUAAUUGAAUCCGAACAGAUUGGAUCGACUUAAUGCAGUCCACGUUUGGCUGGGCUGUACUAUGCAUUAAUGCUAGAGGUUGUGGAGGUUGACUAAUGUAGUAAAAUAACUGGAAUUUUCAUAGAUGGACGUUUUUUUCUCCAAAUGGGACAGAUUUGGUUAGCAAACACACAAGAUAUAACGUCUUAACUGGAAAGCUUAAGAGACGGAUUUCGCCUGGAUUCUGACGU
Molecule: messenger RNA, 2323 nt
Organism: Anoplopoma fimbria (sablefish)
Lineage: Eukaryota; Metazoa; Chordata; Actinopteri; Perciformes; Anoplopomatidae
Product: solute carrier family 41 member 1-like
Exons: 11
Coding region: 179-1630 (483 amino acids)
Biological process (GO): monoatomic cation transport
Cellular component (GO): plasma membrane
Molecular function (GO): monoatomic cation transmembrane transporter activity
Source: RefSeq, a predicted model, not a curated record